CACAGCUUCUUUUUUACAGAUUUUCCACACCGCGGGUUUUUGUUAGUGACGUAAUAACGGAUGUGAAAGCUUCUUCAGGCUGUGUGAAAAUCACAGGUGAUACUUUAAACAUCAGAGACCUCUGGGUGUUCAAACCUCAAACUAGACCAGACAGACCAGGAUGACGGACACAAAGAACCCAUUGGCGGGACCAAUCUACCCUCCACCUCCUUACCCUACUGCCCCUGUGACGUCAGACAUAGAGACCCACAAUCCUGCACCAGAAAAUAACCCAUUGGCCGGACCAAUUUACCCCCAAUCUUCAUACAUGCCCCCUCCUUACCCUACAGCCCCUGUCAUGGGGGACAAAGAAAACCACAACGCUGCAACAGAAAAUGACCCAUUGGCAGGACCAAUCUUCCCACCUUCAUCUUACAUGCCCCCUCCGUACCCUACAGGCCCUAUCAUGUAUAACCAACCCGUCCCUCCACAAGGCGGCUUCAUUGCACCCAACCUGCCACCAGAGGAGGCUGGCUUCAAAAAAGAAGACCCAAAUGUACCUUUGGUCACAACAGAUGAAUCUAAUCCAAAUCAAGAUAAUGAACUCCUAGUGUCAGAAUUUGAGGAUGACACUAUUCGGAAAGCAUUUAUCAGGAAGGUGUUCAGCGUGGUAACCCUUCAGUUACUAGUCACCUUUACUAUAGUGUGCAUAUUCACCUUCUCAACCACAGUCAAGGUGGCGGUUCAGGGCAGCAUCUGGGUGUACUUAAGUUCAUACAUCAUCUUUGUCGUGGUGGGUUCGUGUCUUGCCAUGUUCUCCAAGUGUAGUCGCUCGCAUCCCUGGAACCUGAUGGCACUGACAAUGGUGACCCUGAGUCUGUCUUACAUGGUUGGGACUGUGGCUUCAUAUCACAACACAACAUCAGUGGUCAUUGCUUUAGGAUCAACAGUGAUCAUCUCAUUCACCAUCAUCAUUUUCUCUGCCCAGACUCGUCUGGACUUCACUGUGUGUAAUGGCAUUCUGCUCAUACUCGCUGUGGACUUACUCAUGUUUGGAUUUUUCAGCAUCUUCUUUUACUCCAGGGUUUUGCAAAUUGUCUAUGGGUGUCUGGGAGCUCUUCUGUAUGCAGUGUUCCUGGCGGUGGACUGUCAGCUGGUGAUGGGCAGGCAAAAAUACAAUCUGAACCCUGAAGAGUACGUCUUCGGUGCUUUAAUUAUCUACCUGGAUAUCAUCAUGAUUUUCCUCUACAUACUUAUGAUUAUUGGCGGAGGCUCAAAGAACUAAACUUCCAUGUACAUAUACCUGCACAGACAUAUUUGACACAUCAGCAUUUACACACACAUACACAGCAGCAGCACUCCUAAUUCUGCACAUGCAUACAAUAUUCAUCUCAUAAAAUACAUGAAACCUUUGAAGAUCAUUCAAAAUGCUGAGGCUGGACUGGUGUAGAUUCAUCUCAAGUACUUUCACGUCACACCUUUCACACUUAUAACACUUGUGCUGGCAUACAAACAAGACAGCCGGAUGGACAAGUGCAGACUCAACCACUUCUACUGACCACCAGGCCACAGCCUCAUAUCAAAGUACAUCUCCUCAUCCCUUGAAAACAGCAGAAUCCAAAUGUGAAAACUCACCUUAUUUAAAAAAAAAAUGUUGUUUGUUUUCUAUGUAGGUGUAGCUGUAUUUGUAUUAGGAGUAUUAAUUAUUAAACAUUUCUCUGUAUAUAUUAACCAGAAGCACAUGUUUCCUUAACAGAUAAUGAUGAUGCUAAUAUGUACUACAUUCUUUCUCUUUGCUGAUCACAACAGUAUUAACAAUACGUUUUAUAUGCUUAAUGCCUUAAUCGUAAAUGACAUCGAUAAAAGCGCCAUUGUGGUUCGUGAAAUCGUCCAAAUCUUGUACUAUACCCUUUGAUAGCAUGACUGCUCUUUAUUUAUGCUUAUAUUAAAUCCAUAAAUCCUUGUACUUGACAUCAGCGUGUUAUAUUAGUUGGAGAUGUGUAACAUAAAAAUGUUUUAAAUAAUAAAUUGUUUUAAAAAACUGCA
Messenger RNA from Misgurnus anguillicaudatus (oriental weatherfish), 2025 nucleotides. Lineage: Eukaryota; Metazoa; Chordata; Actinopteri; Cypriniformes; Cobitidae. The record is from RefSeq and is a predicted model, not a curated record.